Messenger RNA from Hibiscus syriacus, 582 nucleotides. RefSeq lists its product as uncharacterized. The record is from RefSeq and is a predicted model, not a curated record. The transcript is spliced from 3 exons. NCBI's taxonomy places the organism in Eukaryota, Viridiplantae, Streptophyta, Magnoliopsida, Malvales, Malvaceae. Bases 1 to 582 code for a protein of 193 amino acids.
AUGAUUGAUAGUACCGUUCCUAGUCAUGAGGGUAAGGAGGAGAGUCAUGCCUCCCUUGCUGGUGAUACCAGUGAUGAUUUUAUCCCAGACUUUGAGUACAAGUUUUCUACAGAUGUUGAAUUAGAGAAAAAUAUCCCAGCGAAAGAUUUAGAGAUAGGGGUCAGAGUAUCUAGUCCCUUAGGAUUAGAUGUCUUCGUUGACAAGGUUCACCAACAAUGUCCCAUGGUACUUCAAGGUCAGAUAUUCCUAGCCGACUCGAUGGAACUACCAUUUCAGGAGUUUAAUGUAAUCUUAGGCAUGGAUUGGAUUUUAGAGCACGAUGAUAGUUUGAGGUGCAAGGCGAGCUUAGAGAUUGUUGAGUCAAUGGUGCAAAGUCUUCUUUGCUCUUGUGUGGACACACGAUUUUCUAUUUCGAUGCUUAAGGAUAUUCGUACGAUGCAAAAGUUCAACGAUGUAUUCUCGGAGGAGUUACCAGGGUUACUGUCCGAUUGUGAGGUUGAGUUCAGUAUAGAGGUAUUACCAAGUUCUUCUCUGGUGUACAUUGCUCCCUAUCUCAUGGUCGGCAUAGAGCUAAAAGAAUAA